AGGAGGAGGACAAGGAGGACAACAACAACACGGCCACGAAAAAGACGGGCAUGGCGGAGGUUGACAAGGCGCUCGCUGGACCGGCCGUCCUCCUCUCCCAAUUGAGAGCGAAUUUGAUGGCGGCGAUCUACGCGAACGAGGACAAGUACAGCCAAGCCAGUAUAAGCCAUACGUGCAUAGAGAUGGAGGAUAUCAAUAAAAUACAGUCGGCCACUAGUACAGUCUGUAUGCAGAGAGCGUGGAGAGUAAAGAACGUAAACGAAGAGGACCAGCUGGAUUCGCAAUGUUGUUGGACUGGCAGAACAGUUCGUGCCUCAUCCAGAGUUGAGGGUGCAUGGAAGGAACAGCUACCGGGCGGCACUCGCCGGAAUCGAGGAUCGAGGACUUGAACUGGCAACACGCGUUCGUUCCCUCGUUUCGUUUUGUUCGGCUUCUUCUUCUCGCUGUUCACAACGCAUGAGGAGAGGAGGGAGUCCUAGCCGUCCUAGCAGACGCGAACAACACAGCGACACAGCGAGUGGAGAGAGAAAGAGACAGAGAGAGACAGAGCGAGAGAGAGAGAGAGGAGAACACCGAACUCCGAACCGAACUCCGAAGAAGAAGAAGAAGACGAAGAAGUGGUAAAAUAUCAUCAGUCUUUGUGUGAACCUUGUUUCAGUAGGGAAGGUAGAGACGAGACAUUCAGACACAGAAAAGGCUCAAGAAGAAGUCGUCGUCAAUUUCAUCCUCAUCAUCUGAAGAAGUGAACAACUGCUGGCCGAGAUUCGAGAGCUCAGCCCCGGCAGUAAAAAAGAGUGACCGAUAUCCAACUGCUCUUACAUCGUUCGUGCUCAUCUCAGUGUUGGGUUGUUUGGCGCCAUUUCCAACAUUGGCGUUCACCCCUCAGUAGUUACCUGGCUGUUUUUCCACCGCGCAUACCCUUGAGAGGUGGAUGGUCCUCGAGAUUCGGCUUCUCAUUCGGUGAGCGAGUCAGGAGGUCAGAAAAAUCAUGAAAUCAUGAAUCAGAUGAGGAUUUGACAUCCCCGAAGAAGGCACCGGCUUUGGUUCCAACGUUCCAAACCACACACAUGCUACAAUAAGAACAACUAGAACAACUGGAACAACCUCACUCACACCCUACAGUCAUCGUUCUAUUGUGUCUCACCUUACUCAAACAUUGCCAAAGAUUCUUGUGUUAGCUGUUGAAGAAAACUCCCCAAGUCUAAAAUUAUCGCCACUGUUAUUUGCUUUGAAUCUUUGAGAUCUGUUCAUUUAUUGACGCCACCCGAGCUCUUCAGUGCCUACUCAGUGGUCAGUCACAUAUUGAUCUAUAUCCAUAGUCCUCUAUUGACUCUUCGAGACAUUAUUGCCCAUUUGUGCUACCAAUUGUGUGAAUAGAACGAUUAACGGCUUGAAGGUAUCGGCAAUUCACCCAGUCCAAACACAUUUUCCAUCCGUGAGUGCCAGUGAUUGACCUGUCAAGGACCAUCGCCAACCGAUUGUCGUGGAAGAUUUGACCUAAAAGCAAAGGUGUGAUCAGAACCCGCGCCAAUUUCAUGGAGCAACUCUAACAAAGGUUCUGUACGAAACUAUUCCCAGAAUACCUUGCAAAGUGCGCUCAGCACUUUCCUCAUAUUGGCAUCAUUGAAGUCCAGGGUCAGUUCCAGGCUGGCUUCUCAUCAUCAACCACAACAACAGCCGCAUCAGCCUCAUUGGUGCCCGCCGUUCAAUACUCUGUUCCCAGACCGGUGAUCCUCGCCGUUAACGAUUUUUCUGUGCCCCACCCCUUGGGCCUGAGAGGCAUGGUCAGACAGAAGUCUGGUGAGAUGGCCUCUCCCACUCCUUCCAUCGACAGCCUCAAUGGUGCCGGCGUAGGUUCACUCUGCGGGGACCAGGUCAAUGAUCACAGUAGCGUGGAGUCCGGUUUGGGGGGUAACAGUACCAGUAGCCAUGUCUAUGGGGGCUCGAGCACUGGGCCCUCGUCCAUGGCCGAACAUAUGGGUUCAUCCACGUCUUCGGCGGCCUCGCCGUCGUCAUCCGGAUUAGGAUCUUCACCAUUGGGACAACCUUCAGUGUUUGCCUCGGGCACUUUGUCAGUGUCUGCCAGCAGUUCUUCCUCCUCGAAGUGCUUGGUCUGUCAUGGAUCUCUGUCUCAACCGAAAGUACUGUUGUGCCUGCAUACAUUCUGCCAAUCGUGCCUGGAACGAAUUCAAGAUCACCCCGAGAAGAUCAGUUGUCCAUCGUGCCACGCUGAUACGCCCUUGCGUAAUGGAGGGGUGGCUGGUCUCUUGUCAGAUUUUGGCGUUCCAGCACUCACUGACGGGGGAAGUUUCAUCUCCUUGGGAAAUAAUUUCAUGCCAACUUUUGAUGGUCAUCUGGUUUCGAUGACGGAACCCUCUGUGAACACUCAUAGUUCUUUGGUCCUUCACCAAGCGCAGCAGCAACAACAACAACAACAACAGCAGCAGCAGCAGCAACAACAACAACAUUGUCUCUCGGCCCAACAGCAACAACACCAACACCAACCGAACAAUCCUGACCUCCAUGAGCUCGAGGCCAUCCACCAGCUCGUCCAAGAAGGCAAAGCUAAGGCCAGUGAGAUCUGCUCGAAUCUCAAGAAUACGGAGGGUGCCUCGCAAAGGCUAGGAAAUCAUUUCGUCAAGACUCAAAAGGAAAUCAAUGAGGCAUUUCAAUACUACGCCAAUGCUAUGGAGGAGCGCAAAGCCGAGAUCCUUCGAGACCUGGAGGCCGUCCAUUCGAGUCGUCAAGCCGGAGUGGCUCUCUACACCGAGAAGUCGCAAGAGACCGUAGAGAAAAUCUAUCAGCUGAACGACUUCAUCGAACGCUUGGUGAAGCACGCCUCCAGCGGUGAGGUCCUCUUGUUCAAACGACCCAUCGAGCAAAAGUUCGCGGCCAUCCUUGCCCCAUUGUCCAAAUAUGAUAGCAAUUUGGACCACUUGAUCGACUUCGAAUUUGCCUCCAACCCCAACGCCGUUCCAUCGGCCAUCAAGAACACCUUUGGAUUCAUUCGCAUCCGAAGCGAGUCAUCGGGCGAGUUGCCCAACAACCGCAUGCUGAGCAACCUCGGCAAACAGCCGCCCAUCUCGCGCCCCGUGUCUCAAGCUCCAGGGCAUGGAUCACCUUCAUCUUCGUCCUCGUCAUCCUCGUCGUCAUCUGGCUCGCACCACACGCUGGGAUUGUCGCCUCUCCUCGGCAAUGUGAGCGGUGCUGGCAACGUUCUCUCCAACGGGUUGGCUCAAGGCAUCGCCACUUUGGCUGCAGCCUCCUCCAACAACAAUGCCACGAACCUUAUCAAUGGAAUGCAUCUGAAUGGAAACAGCUUGAAGAACCUCUUGGAGAGACAACAACAGCAGAUCCCAGCCUCGGUUUCGGCAACCGCUGGCGGUUAUCCGUACGCGAACUCCAACGGAGGAGUUAAUUCUGGCGCUUCCAGCUGCUCCUCGCUGCUGGAUACGGACUCGUUGUUGGCCAAGCGGUUCAACCGAGCUAUGGGACCACUUGUUAGCGGUAAUUCCUCGCUGAGCGACCUCUCCAAUGGAUUGGGAGGCCACUCGAACAACCCAUACGAGAAGUGGUCCAAUGGUUCAGACAACCUCCUCUUCAACGGCUCGGUUUGCUCCAACGACUCCCAAACGGCGACUCAUUACGCAGCCUUGUCUAGUGCUGUGGCGGCCGCGGCUGCCGCGGCCGGUUCCUCCUCUUUGGGAGGCGGAGCACCCGGAGGCCCUUCCAAUGAUCAUUUCAUGGACCUCACCUCCAAGAUCAUGGGCUCGCCCCAUGCCAACACCUCGCUCUUUCCCCCCAAAUCUCAGAUCAAGCGACAAAAGAUGAUCUACCAUUGCAAAUUCGGCGAAUUCGGUGUGCUUGAAGGCCAAUUUACGGAGCCGAGUGGCGUGGCCGUGAAUGCCCAGAACGAUAUCAUCGUGGCUGACACGAACAACCACCGCAUCCAGAUCUUUGACAAGGAGGGUCGUUUCAAGUUCCAGUUCGGCGAGUGCGGCAAACGGGACGGCCAGUUGCUGUACCCGAACCGUGUUGCCGUGGUGCGUCAGUCCGGCGACAUCAUCGUGACGGAGCGAUCUCCAACACACCAGGUGCAGAUCUAUAACCAAUAUGGGCAAUUCGUUCGGAAGUUUGGCGCCAAUAUCUUGCAACAUCCCCGGGGAGUCUGUGUGGACCACAAGGGUCGCAUUAUCGUGGUCGAGUGCAAAGUGAUGCGCGUGAUCAUCUUUGACCAAAUGGGCAAUGUCCUGAGCAAAUUUGGCUGCUCAAAACACUUGGAAUUUCCCAAUGGUGUCGUGGUCAACGACCGUCAAGAGAUCUUUAUCUCUGACAACCGGGCCCACUGCGUGAAGGUCUUCAACUACGAGGGCACCUAUCUGAGGCAAAUUGGAGGAGAAGGCAUCACCAACUAUCCGAUUGGCGUGGGGAUUAACGCCGCUGGCGAAGUGACCAUCGCAGAUAACCAUAACAAUUUCAAUCUGUCCGUGUUUAGCCAAGAUGGCCAGCUCCUUUCUGCUCUGGAGAGCAAGGUGAAGCACGCCCAGUGUUUCGACGUGUCCCUCAUGGACGAUGGGUCGGUGGUGUUGGCCUCGAAGGAUUACCGCCUCUACAUCUAUCGCUACGUUCAAGUGCCACCCUGUGCCAUGUAGUCGGGAUCGCCCCUCCCCGUGAUUCCCUUACCAACACAAGGCUAUUCGCAUUUUAUUACGACUAAUUAUUAUUAUCACUAUUAUUAUCAUCAUUAUUACUAUUAUUGCUGUCACCAUCAUCAUCAUUAUUAUUAACUCUCCACAUUCUUAUUACCACGGCUCUUGGCAUUCAUUACUCACUCACACUGUUACUCACUCUGCCAAGGAUUUGUGUUUACCAAUCGUCCCCCCAAGCGCCCCCAUCACUAUCCGGACCAUGAUCAAUGCCCGCCCAAUCUUGGAACUUUGGAACGUUCUCCAUGCUGUGUGUGCGGUCAACUUAGAUAUGUGGCCCACCUGCAUAACCAACUACCCAUUUACCCACUGACUUUUCCAAUCAACACCAUCGAGCUUCUCGAGCAGCACCCUUCUGGCCAUUCCCCAUUUGAGCCGUCAGCCAACGACAGUGCCUCUGCCUUGGGCGGCUUACUUCGAUGGUCCCUGAACGAAACCCAAGGCAUCAGUGUCACCCUCCAAUGCACCGUUCAAGUAAACGACCCCGUCCCAGUUCCCCCUGGGCCCGUGUGUUUCUCAACCUCAAUCAUUUCCAUAAUCGUAGUGGUAAGAGCCAUCCCGGUAUCCCCAGGAAACGAAAGUGAAAGCAAACCCAAGUGGUGUUGGUGAUGUUGCUGUUAUUGUUGUCCCAUCCAGCGAAAGAAGUGCACCACUCAUCCAGUAUUAGUGAGGAGGAGCAUAUGGAAUCAUCAUUGUUUCAUUUUUUCUUAUGAUUGGGACAUCCAUCCUUCUUUGUGCUUAGUCCUCCCAUUAGCCACGACUGCUCCCCCCUGAUCAUGUGGUGUCUCCUUUUUACUAGUGCUUCUGCUGUAUCGUUUUAUUAUCUGAAUUGAUCGUGUUUGUGUUGACGAUCUGUUGAUUCACUGGCCUCGCCCCCGCCAAGCCAAACGGUAUGCAUUCAUUCAUUGAUUCAUUGAUUCACUCACUUACUCAUUGUCCCAUUCGACUAAGACGCCGACAACGACGACGACCAUCAUCCACUCAGCCAACCUCGACUUCAAGGCAUUUAUCUUUUUCUAGAAAGCAAACGAGGCCAACUCUUUUGGGUGUGAACACUUGAAUUCUCACUAACGCUACCCCAGUUCUGUUGGUAACUAAUCAAUCAUGUUUUUAGAUCAGAGAAACCUCCCCGCCUAUCCAAUCCAUCUCCAUUGUCCUCUGUUCAUCAUCUGCUAUGUUGUGUUUGUCUGUUCAUUAAGUUUGUUCGCCCAGACCCGAUCUAGCAUCGCUCUCAGUUUGUCACGUGUGCCAUCCAUCAUCAUGAACAUGAUUUGGUUUUGUAUUUCAAUGAAAUCCUGCUUUUAGUUUUCUAGUUCGAGUUUACACCUAAUCAUUUUUUGUGUCUUCUUUAUGUCCUUCUCCCUCCACUUUAAUUGGGUACCGUAUUAUCGUAUGCUUCCCAUGUUACAAGAUCGUCUCGAUUGAACUUAUCGCUCUUGACGAUCGAUUUUGGAGUUACUGGAUUGUAAGCGAAUCGUGCAUGCAUGCAUACCUUCCCUUCAUGUUUUGACCGAUUGAUUCCAAUUCUCACGUUUAUUAUUUGUCUCUGUCGUAGUACUCUCUUUUUUUGUCAUUUUUUUGGUCCUAAUCAUUCUGAAUAAUCCAGUGUUUAACUCCUCACCGUUGGCAUUCUUUAUUGACUCUGCAACAUUAGCGAUUAUUACCAUUACUUCUCCGUUUUUUACUCAACAUCUCGAUCAAUGCUUUUUUGCAUAAGACUUUUAGUUUUGUUACUAACGACUAACCACCUACAUCAUCAUUAUUAAAAUUCCCAUUAUUGCUCCUUAUUAUUACCUUUAUUACUAUUACGACGCUUACUCUGAUUAUGGCAGUGUUGCGGUUUUUUUUCUUUCUUUCCAAUCCGGACAUUUGAGUUUCCCCACGUUCAGGAAGAAUAAAUCACCUAACUUAUUUUUUA
Messenger RNA from Tigriopus californicus, 6624 nucleotides. RefSeq names its product brain tumor protein-like. The coding region runs from base 1782 to 4652 and encodes 956 amino acids. Gene Ontology annotation, biological process: negative regulation of translation. Gene Ontology annotation, molecular function: mRNA 3'-UTR binding; translation repressor activity; metal ion binding. The record is from RefSeq and is a predicted model, not a curated record. The transcript is spliced from 5 exons. NCBI's taxonomy places the organism in Eukaryota, Metazoa, Arthropoda, Copepoda, Harpacticoida, Harpacticidae.